CUAGUGGAGCAGAAGAUGGCGGCGGCAGCGGCGGCCGCAGCCGGGACCGCAGUUGGGCUGAGGUGGAGGAGCCGCCGGCUCUGACCUCGAUCUGGCUCCAGUGCGCGCAGUGGAGCGUGUGCGAGGCCCCGCGCGUCGGGCAGGAGCGGCGGCGGUCAGUGUGCGCCGCCCUGAGGAGCGCCCCGGCGGCGGCGCGGCUGCUGCUGAGGAGAGAGCCGGUUCCGGGCCUCCGCGUCCUCCUGCUCCCCUGGCCCCCCGCCUCCUCGGGGGGGCGGCGGCGGCGAUGUUCUCGGUCCUCUCGUACGGGCGUCUGGUGGCCCGCGCUGUGCUCGGCGGCCUCUCGCAGACCGACCCCAGGGCCGGUGGCGGCGGUGGAGGCGACUACGGGUUGGUGACGGCCGGCUGCGGCUUCGGCAAGGACUUCCGUAAGGGCCUCCUCAAGAAGGGCGCGUGCUACGGGGACGACGCGUGUUUCGUGGCCCGGCAUCGCUCAGCCGACGUGCUCGGGGUUGCAGAUGGUGUAGGAGGCUGGAGAGACUAUGGAGUUGAUCCCUCUCAGUUCUCAGGGACUUUAAUGCGUACAUGUGAACGUUUAGUUAAAGAAGGACGGUUCGUACCGAGUAAUCCCAUUGGAAUUCUCACCACAAGCUACUGUGAGUUGCUGCAAAAUAAAGUACCUUUGCUUGGUAGCAGCACCGCCUGUAUCGUGGUGCUGGACAGAACUAGCCACCGCUUACACACAGCAAACCUGGGCGAUUCAGGCUUUCUGGUGGUCAGGGGCGGCGAAGUUGUGCACCGUUCAGAUGAGCAGCAGCAUUACUUCAACACUCCGUUCCAGCUCUCGAUCGCUCCCCCAGAAGCCGAGGGAGUUGUCUUGAGUGACAGCCCGGAUGCUGCUGAUAGCACAUCUUUUGAUGUCCAAUUAGGAGACAUUAUCCUGACAGCAACAGAUGGACUCUUUGACAACAUGCCUGAUUAUAUGAUCCUUCAGGAGCUAAAAAAGUUAAAGAAUUCAAAUUAUGAGAGUAUACAGCAGACUGCAAGAAGCAUUGCUGAGCAAGCUCAUGAGCUGGCCUAUGACCCAAAUUAUAUGUCACCUUUUGCACAGUUUGCUUGUGACAACGGAUUGAAUGUGAGAGGUGGAAAGCCAGAUGACAUCACCGUCCUUCUUUCAAUAGUGGCUGAGUAUACAGACUGACUCACUGAGGUGUCAACUCCUGCCUUUCCUUUUACUGUCCCAGAUUUCCCCUGCCAUGUGUGCUGAUCCUGCUGGCAGGACCGCGUUUCUUUGCCUCUGAUCUCAAUGGCCAGUGAUGUAAGCCUUUUACCUUUUUGAGACCCAUUGAGAUCUUUGUUGAGAACCACUACUGUCAUUCAUUAGCUCAUAUCUGCCGGCAGUAAUUGAAGAGAAUCAAUAUUUGAAGAUUCGCCUUCAUUUCUCAUUGCCCUUUCCCUGAUGUGGAUGGAGGUUUGUUUUCAAGGCCAAAAUGGCUUAUUACUUUUCAAAAGCAGUUGAAGUAUUGAAAAUGAGUAAUGUUGGUAAAGUGAAUUCACAAUUACCAUGUGUUAAAGGGAUUUUAAGAGUCUAACACAAAUCAUACACAAUGAUACAUCUACUAGAAACAUACGUUAUUUAUCAAAGAAAUGUUACACAUGUAUUCCACUUGGAUAGUCUUUGUUAUGAUGAUUGGUGUGGCUUUAUGUUUUCUUUAUAAACUCCUAUUUUUCAGGGGCUUAUAAUUCUGCUCUAAAACAUUGCUCUGGGUUAUGAAAUCUUGAUUCCAGGAGCAUUUUUUUUGUUGUUACAAAUUGGAAGAAAAAUUCAUUUUAGUUCUAUGGAUGCAAAUAUUUUGUGCUUUAAAAAAGAUGCUUAAUUGUGUUCCUGUGAUUAAAGUUUUGGCAGUUUAUUGAUUAGUCCAAAUCACAGGCUAGUGGCCUGAUCUACAGUAGGGGUCGGGGAGACUCCUUACCAAAAUUUUUUAGUGGAAAUAUUACUCAAGAUUAUAAAACUCCUUAAAGCCUAGAAACUUAAUGUUGUGGCUGAAAUUCCUUCCAGCUGUCUGAUAGGAUGGCCCUGUUGGAGCUCUAGGCCUACAGGACAAGGAUGUCUGUAAAUUUGAAUUUUGUUGGCUUUUGAUGUUACUCUCAGACCUUGUGUUAGUAGUCUUGCUUUCUAUAGAGCAUGCACCAAAUUCAGUGAGUCCCUCCCCGUGAAAAGAACACUGUGUGCAGUAGCAACAGCACAAAAGUCCACAACGAAAACUCAUAGUGAUGAUCUGACAUUUGUAAUUACACCAAACAAAAAUUUAGGGGUUUCUGAAUUGAGCUUAAUGUUUACAGUUUCCAAAUAGCCAUUUUGCAGUGUAGUUUCCAUAUCAAAUUACCCCGCAUUUGGUUUUCCCAUUAUCUGCAAACUCAAACUUAUUUUUAAGGUUUGUGUACAAGUUGACUGCUGUAAAGAUAUGUAUUUUGGGGUCAGUUUUUUUCCUUCAUUAACUUGGUGGUAGAAAAGUAUAUAUACUUAGAAAUCCUUAAAUUAAAGCCAUGUUUUAUAUAUAAGUCAGGUAACAUUGGUGUAUAGAUGAGAAUGCAAUUAAACCUGAUGAGAAUCUACUUGAGAAUAUAGAAAGUCUUUUUCUCUGAAGGAGAUACUGACUCCCUGGUUUAUUGCAUUAAAACUUACGUUUGAGGUUACCUCAACUUGUUUUAAAAGACUUUGUUUUGUGAAUUUGUACUGUAUAUUUGAGUAACUGUUAAGCUUUUGUUUUAUUUAAAAUUGUUUAACAUGUACCAUGUACAUGUCAUUACUAUAUUUCAAUGCAUCAUGCUUGUAACAGGCAUUUCAUUUAUAAUAAGAAUGAGUUAUUCAUUUGUAAGCUGUUCAGUAAUUUAUCUACUAUUCCUAAAUUGGCAUACUGUUAGAUACCUAUUUUGAAUCACCUUUAAUUACAUGUCAGAAUGCCUUAACUACCCUAACUUGACAAAACAGAAUUCAUUGGUGGAAGAGAUGGGGGGCGGGGGGGGAUUGUGGAGGAAGACUCUCUUUAAAUAAGGAGAAGUCGUCAUGUUGUGAUAAAACACGGAAGCAUGAGUGGCAAGUGGUGGGGUAUUUAUUUUGCACAAACUAUUUGCAGUCUCUGCGUAUUUAAAAAGUAAAGAAAGUUCAUCCAGAAGGGUUUUGUUAGGAGGAAUACAAUUAUACUAGGACUGACAACUUCAGCUCUUUUGUUUGGAUUUUUAAUUAUUUUUGGUCAGAGGUGUGUAGCCUUAUGAUCUAGAUAUAUUUUGCGGGCCGGCCCGUGGCUCACUCGGGAGAGUGCGGUGCUGAUAACACCAAGGCCCCAGGUUCGGAUCCCAUAUACGGAUGGCCGGUUUGCUCACUGGCUGAGCGUGGUGCUGACACCACCAAAUCAAGGGUUAAGAUCCCCUUACCGGUCAUCUUUAAAAAAAAAAAUAUAUAUAUAUAUAUUUUUUGCAUUAAUUUUCCAGUGUCUACAUUUAAUUCUGGUAAGAGCAGUGCUAGUCAAAUUACUGGCUUUUCUCUGCUCUCAUUUAACCUGUCAGACGCAAUCUUUGUAAAGCUAGAUUGGUGGUGUUUUACACAACUCAUUUAAUCAACUUCCUUUUUUGAGAAAUGAUUGUUAGAAAUCGACAAUAUGUUUGUUCCAGUGAGGCUGAAAAUAGUCAAGAAUUGAGUUUCACAGUGGAAUUGACUUUGGACCUGGCCUGUAGAUUUGUGACAUAAAAUAUUUUUUCUUCUCCCGUGUCCUUUUUGUGUUAUGCACUCAAUUUUAUGACUGCCAGGGCUCAGUUGGAGUGCUGCUUAACAAGUAACUCUGCUACUCACAGUGGUCAGAGGCUGUGUUGGACCCAUGGUAGAAUUUUCCAGGUCACAGACCCAAGCUUCUAUGGGGUGUGACUGAGCUAUACCACUUGGUGGAUCUGAUUCUGAACCUGAUGUGUGUGUUUAUUAUAUUUUAAAUCAAGCAGUAUAAACACACACACUUGCCUCAUGUAAUGGAAUUUUAUAACAAAAGAAAACCUGGAUUUCUAAUUUACAAAUGGCAAAUUAUUUAUCCCUCUCUGGAUGCACCAAAGACCAGUAAAGUUUAUAGCUUUUCCAUCUAUAUUUAUAAAGCAAUACUGUAUUAUAAAAAUCAAUAUUUUUAUCACAUGCUUGAAAUUUUUAUUUUGUUCUGUUUUAAAAUGUGCACUCUAAACAUAUCAGAACCUUGUUUCUUCCUAUGAACUUAAGCUGCCUGCGCACAAAAGAAAUUUUACCGCAUGGAAAUGCAGUAGAGUCCACUGGCUCUUAAAAACAAAGAAGAAAUGAGGGGAAAAAAGUGAUUUGUCCUGAAUUACUGUUCUCGCUUGACAUGGUUGAUAGGUACUAAAUCACAAAAGAAUCCAUUCCAGGUGUGCAUGUCUGGGAGUUGGGCUGUGUCUAGAUUAGAAACUUGAUUCAAGCUUUGCAUGAUGGGAGAAUGUCUUCUCCUAUCAUCUGCUCUUGUUCUGGAGAGAACGGUAGCCCGAAGAUGGAACCACCUUCAGUACCACCAACCUACCAUAUCAAGUAACAAGGCAGGAAUUAUAGGUAUUUACUGAGUCUGUUUUGGAAAUGGUAAACAAGAUUGGCUAAAACUGUUUUGGGAGAGUUCAUGGUUCUUUGUUACCUUAUACCAGCUAUCUUUGGUAGAAGCUACAGCAUUCAGUUUCUCUGAAACUAUCACAUUUUUGCACUUAACAAAUUUUACAAUAUCAAAAAACCAAAAUCUGCUUAUAAAACAAAAUAUAAAGUGGAAAACAUUUGGAUUCUAUUUGUAAAAAAAUUCUUUGCAAAAUUGAAGUUAACUAUAAAAACAGUGUCCAUGUCAAACUUUUAAUUGUUAGCAGGUAGUUUGUGGCAAAGAUGGCUAGAUAAUGAAGCAAAUUUGAAUCUGUGUAUACUAAUGAGCUGCUUCUUCCUGUUGAGACUAUCAUUAUUUGUCUUACCCAAGAGGUAAUUAUCUGAAUUGGAUGUCUGAAAUAUAACUUAUGCAGGAAUAGUUCUGUAAAUACAUUUAAAUAAACUGUAAAGAUAUUUAAUAAAUAUAGUAUUUAUACUAA
Molecule: messenger RNA, 5106 nt
Organism: Cynocephalus volans (Philippine flying lemur)
Lineage: Eukaryota; Metazoa; Chordata; Mammalia; Dermoptera; Cynocephalidae
Gene: PPTC7
Product: protein phosphatase targeting COQ7
Exons: 6
Coding region: 284-1198 (304 amino acids)
Biological process (GO): protein dephosphorylation
Cellular component (GO): mitochondrion
Molecular function (GO): protein serine/threonine phosphatase activity
Source: RefSeq, a predicted model, not a curated record